UCUGCCCUCUAUUUCUGCUGCCCCGGGGUCUUAUGCUGUAUUUAUUUCUUUAUUCUCUUUAUAAAUUUUUGCCCUAAAAUAUUUUUUAGCCCUUCUGCCAUGCAUGGUCUUUUCUUUAAUUUUUGCCUAAGCAUUUUACUUUUGCGCGCGCGCGAGUUCCAGUUUCCCCAUUUUUUUUUAAACUUGCAGUGCCAUAUUCAUGUUUCCAUUUUUGCCAAAUUGAACAUUCCAUGUGCCUCAUCCAUUUUCUGCCCAAGAGCAUAUUCCAUUAAUCCAUUUCCACGUGUUGUCAUUCCAUUUACUGUUGUUCAAAUUCUUCCAUUCCAUUUUCUGCCCGAGAGCCUGAGGAUCGCCAAAGAUUCACUUCGGCAUCCGGUGCUACCAGUUGAGUGGAAGUAUGCUGGGUCCAUUCUAAAACUAAACCUAGGCACAUAAC
Messenger RNA from Meloidogyne enterolobii, 436 nucleotides. The record is from the annotation of a GenBank genome assembly. NCBI's taxonomy places the organism in Eukaryota, Metazoa, Nematoda, Chromadorea, Rhabditida, Meloidogynidae.